Aplosporella prunicola CBS 121167 is the source of this 996-nucleotide messenger RNA. Its product is annotated as glycoside hydrolase family 5 protein. Gene Ontology annotation, molecular function: hydrolase activity, hydrolyzing O-glycosyl compounds. The transcript has 3 exons. Bases 1 to 996 code for a protein of 331 amino acids. Gene Ontology annotation, biological process: glucan catabolic process. The record is from RefSeq and is a predicted model, not a curated record. Lineage: Eukaryota; Fungi; Ascomycota; Dothideomycetes; Botryosphaeriales; Aplosporellaceae.
AUGCGCGUUUCUACCAUCCUUGCCGCUAGCACGGCUUCCCUGGCUCUGGCUGCGCCAGUCCAGCACAAGAGGGCUAACAAGCUCCAAUUCUUCGGUGUCAACGAGAGUGGUCCCGAGUUUGGCGAGACCAACCUUCCCGGUACCAAGGACACGGACUAUGUCUGGCCCACUCUCAGCACCAUUGACACCUUUUACAACAAGGGCAUGAACACUUUCCGUGUCAACAUCCUUAUGGAGCGCUUGACGCACAGCUCCAUGAGCGACACCCUUGACGCUGAUUACCUCGCGGACCUGAAGGAGACGGUCAACUACAUCACGAAGUUGGGCGCCUACGCCGUGGUCGUGCCCCACAACUACGGCCGCUUCAACGGCAACAUCAUCACCGACACCGACGGCUUCAAGGGCUGGUGGAAGACCGUUGCCACCGAGUUCAAGGACAACGAGAAGGUCAUCUUCGACACCAUCAACGAGUUCCACGACAUGGACCAGACCCUUGUCGUCAACCUCAACCAGGCCGCCAUUGACGGUAUCCGUGCUGCCGGUGCCACCUCCCAGUACAUCACCGUCGAGGGCAACAGCUGGACUGGUGCCUGGUCCUGGAAGUCCAGCGGCAACGCUGACACCAUGGGCAAUCUGACCGACACCGAGGACAAGCUCAUCUACCAGAUGCACCAGUACCUGGACAGCGACAGCAGCGGCACUAGCGAGACUUGCGUCUCCAGCACCAUUGGCAAGGAGCGUAUCGAGGAAGCUACCCAGUGGCUCAAGGACAACAACAAGAAGGGUCUCCUUGGAGAGUUCGCUGGUGGCGUCAACGACGUCUGCAAGGACGCUGUCAAGGGUAUGCUCAGCUACAUUGAUGACAACAGUGACGUCUGGACCGGUGCUAUCUGGUGGGCUGCUGGACCCUGGUGGGGCUCGUACUUUGCCUCUAUUGAACCUACGGACGGCGUUGCAUUCGAUGGCUACCUUGAUUUGCUUAUGGAAUACGCUUAA